This is a messenger RNA of Periconia digitata, 1013 nucleotides long. The record is from the annotation of a GenBank genome assembly. Lineage: Eukaryota; Fungi; Ascomycota; Dothideomycetes; Pleosporales; Periconiaceae.
UUUCUGCAUUCGAAUGGAACCUACCACUCUCUACGCUCAUCUCUGAUAUGCAUAUCGAUAUCCGCGCCCUUUGGACAAGUACUUUACCUCUUCUCGGCCUCCGUGAUUUGCCAUAUCCAUACGGAAACCCAUACGUUCCUCCAUACGGCCAUCCAUAUCAUCCACCAACACGCACUUCGACUCCCAGUACGAGGACAAGCAGUACAACUCCCUUCACUCCAUCUUCUUCUACAACUUCCACAACAACCCCUGUUAUCCCAUCAACUACUCCUUCCUCCACCCGAGUCUCAUCCACUUCUACACCCAUCUCCUCCACUUCAACGCCAGUCAUCCCCUCGUCCACAGCUUCUCCAACCCUCCCAUCAUCAACACUCAUUACUACCACCACCACAAUGCGUUUCCUCUCCAGCACCCUCACGUCGACGCUCACCGUCUUCGUUACUAUCACCUCUGCCCUACCCCAAGAAGAUGUGAUCCCUAGUGCUAUCGAAGGCCUGUCCGAUUGUGCCCAGGGAGUGCUCUUCCCUCUGCUCGCCAACAGCCAAUGCAACCCUGCCGACUUCCCUUGCAUUUGCGUCGAGCUCACCCGCCUUCAGGCCGAAGCAGCCGUGGACGCUACUUGCACUGAUGACGAUGUCGACCAGUUCCUCGACUUCCAAGCCGGCCAAUGCGGCACCCAGGCCGCGCAAAACCUCCCACCCCCAGCCGUGAUCGCAAACGUAACAAACGGCACAAAAACAACCACCAUCCCCGUGAUCCCCCUCACAACCUCGAAUGCCACGAUCCCGGUCGGCAACGGCUCCGUCGUGCCUCCCCCCGCGCCCGUCACCCUCGUGCUGCCCACCGUUGGUCCCAGCGGCGAGCCAGCAACUUACACUACGGAAGUGUAUGGCGAGCCCGAGGCUACUGCUGCACCUACUUUUGAGGGUGCAGGUGUGGGGUCGAGAAUUGGAUGGGGUGGUGCUGCUGCUGGGUUGGUUGGGCUCAUGGGGAUUGUCUUUGCUGAGUUGUGA